Arabidopsis lyrata subsp. lyrata is the source of this 1072-nucleotide messenger RNA. RefSeq names its product cytosolic sulfotransferase 1. Gene Ontology annotation, biological process: sulfation. The record is from RefSeq and is a predicted model, not a curated record. Lineage: Eukaryota; Viridiplantae; Streptophyta; Magnoliopsida; Brassicales; Brassicaceae. Gene Ontology annotation, cellular component: cytoplasm. Gene Ontology annotation, molecular function: sulfotransferase activity.
AUGGCUAAGUCCAACAUUCUAUCUCCAAUAUUUUACAACACUCUACAAGGCGUUCUUAAUUUCCAGAGAGGUUUUCAACCGCAAGACACCGAUAUAAUCCUCGCUUCUUUCCCCAAAUCAGGCACUACUUGGCUCAAAGCCCUCACUGUUGCCCUCCUCGAAAGAUUGAAGAACCGUUCUUCUAAUGAUCAUCAUCUUCUGCUAUCUGAUAAUCCUCAUGGGAUUGUUCCAUUCUUUGAGAUCGAUAUGUAUAACGAAAGCUUAAGUCCUGACUUGGUCAACUUCUCAUCAUUUCCGAGGUUGUUCUCCACUCAUAUGCCACUACACGCUAUGCAUGAAACCCUCAAGGAAUCUCCUUGCAAGAUUGUGUACGUUUGUAGCUGUAGGGACGUGAAGGUCAUGUUGAUCUCUUUGUGGUUUUUCGGGUGCGCUAUUCAUAAAAUAGAACUAGAUAAAAAUCUGCUCGGGUCUAUGUUUAAAUCGUUUUGCAGCGGAACUGUCUAUUAUUAUGGACCCUUUUGGGAACAUCUUCUGAGCUAUUGGAGAGAAAGCUUGGAAAACCCCAACCAUGUUCUAUUCAUGAGGUACGAGGAGAUGAAAGCAAAGCCUCGUGAUCAGAUCAAGAGACUUGCCGACUUCUUGGAUUGUCCUUUUACUAAAGAAGAAGAAGAGAAAGGAUCGGUGGACGAGAUCUUGAACUUCUGCUCUCUGCGUAAUCUGAGCAGUUUGGAGGUUAACAAAACCCAAAAAACAAACAAUGUGGAUCACAAGAAUUAUUUCCGUAAAGGGGAAGUCGGUGAUUGGAAGAACUAUCUUACUCCUGAAAUGGAGAGCAAGAUAGACAUGGUCAUCCAAGAGAAACUUCAAGGUUCUGGUUUGAAAUUCUAGAGGUAUAUAUAUUAUAGUUUGUGUUUUCUUUGAUGCUUAAUAAGAGUACCCAUUCGUUGUUAUGUUCCUUAGUAAUGUAUUCUGGUUGUUGAUUUGAUGCGUUUUAAAUUUAAAUAGUCAAAUAAUGAAUACUGAAGAUUGAUGUAAUAUCCUAUACUAAAUACUGAAGAUUUUGAGGUAAACU